GGGAGGGAGUCUGGGUGAGGUGUUUGAGUCUCUCACACUUAGUGCUUUAAUAUUGGAAAUUUACACUGAAAAACCAUCAUCACAAAUAACAGACCAGAUGAACUUAAGUUUUUCUCCAGGUGAUUAACUGGAUUACAUAAGUUUUCUCUGUGUGUGUUAAUGUGGCUAGUUUUGGGUCAUGGCAUCCACUGGUGUCACUAAUCACCUACCUCCAGUCAAGAGUGUGAUGGUCUACAGAAAUGGAGACCCCUUCUAUUCAGGAAGGAGAUUUGUGGUAAACCAGAGGCAAAUCUCCACCAUGGAUACGCUUCUUAAUGACAUCACCCUCAGUAUCGGAGCUCCGUUAGCUGUUCGAACUCUUUAUACGCCACGCUACGGUCAUCGGGUCACAGGCCUUGGUGACCUACAGCAAGGAGCACAGUAUGUGGCCGCAGGGUUUGAGCGCUUUAAGAAACUAGAUUAUCUGACUGCAGGACUGAAGAAAGGUCCACUGUGCAGAGUUGUGGAACCAGCCCAGGUUAAAGCGCUUGUCAGGCCUAAUGUGUCUGCAAAAUGGAGGAAGGCCAUCACUCUGCCCUGCAUCAUACAUGUAUUUAGGAAUGGAGACAUCCUCAGUCCUGCCAUUCGUCUGAUCAUUCCCCGCCACAUGCUGAAAAAUCUAGAGCAGAUCCUGAGCCUCAUUUCUGAAAAAGCCAUGCUUCGCACAGGAGCCGUGCGCAGGCUUUGUACUCUGGAGGGUUUCACAGUGACCUCCACAGAGGAGCUGGAGAGUGGGCAAAGCUAUGUAGCUGUGGGAACAGAGAGGUUCAAGAAGCUUCCAUAUGUGGAGAUACUGCUGAACAAAGCAACAGGCAACAGUGCAGACAGACAUUAUGCAGGAGACAGACGAUUACAGAGAAGAAUUGAGAGUAGAAAGAUGUUUCCUCAGGACAGCCACAGUGACUCAACCCUGAUGAAUUCACCUGAGAGGCAAGGCAGGCGUGUGAAGUCCACAGGAGAUGAGGUGGAGCGAGAGAGCUCCCCUCAGCCGGUUAAGAGGAGAGGAAGGAGAGGAGAAAGAGAGGAGAACUCUGUUUUCUACGCCAGACCUGUGAGAGUCCGCAGACACCCUCCCACAAACAGACCCCCUCCUAGAGCUACAAUAGAUGAGCCCAGUGUGUUUAAGGCCUCUGAGAGCAGGAUAAGGGAGGAGGUUCGAGGUGCCGAGGAGGUCGCAGAGGAUGAAAAUACAGCUGUAGAGCAUCCCAUUGACCAGAGAGAAGCAGAAGUUGUAGAGGAUGAGGAGCUUCUGGAAAGGGAUCAGUUUGAUACAGCCAAUAUAAAUCAUAGGGAUUCAGCUGAACUACACAGGCCAUCAGCUGAUCUCUCCAGUGAGAACGGAGAGGAAGAGUUUAUAGCGUCUGAGAGGGAGACAUGGGACGACCCGUCAGCUCCACAGAGAGAAGCACAGCAGGGAUACACGUCCAGCAAAGAGUCUCAGCAUGAUACAAACAAGCAUGAUGCUGAGUCACCCACACGGCAUUCCAGAUCUGCUUCAUCUUCAUCACUCAAAGUCUCUGAACAUUCCCCACGAAGUGAAGUAACACAGCAAGAACCUACUGGGGUUUCCCAUGAGGAACAGACAGACAGGGAUGCUGAGCGGCCUCUCCAGGCUGAAGAUGACACAGGAGACGGAGACACACCUUUACAAUCCACACACAUUCUCUGAACAUGGAAUCACUAUGAAAUUGGCAUCAUU
Molecule: messenger RNA, 1738 nt
Organism: Onychostoma macrolepis
Lineage: Eukaryota; Metazoa; Chordata; Actinopteri; Cypriniformes; Cyprinidae
Gene: dcdc2b
Product: doublecortin domain containing 2B
Exons: 15
Coding region: 179-1708 (509 amino acids)
Biological process (GO): intracellular signal transduction
Cellular component (GO): microtubule; microtubule organizing center
Source: RefSeq, a predicted model, not a curated record